Trypanosoma grayi is the source of this 885-nucleotide messenger RNA. Its product is annotated as putative histone deacetylase. Bases 1 to 885 code for a protein of 294 amino acids. Lineage: Eukaryota; Euglenozoa; Kinetoplastea; Trypanosomatida; Trypanosomatidae. The transcript has a single exon. Gene Ontology annotation, cellular component: histone deacetylase complex. Gene Ontology annotation, biological process: chromatin organization. The record is from RefSeq and is a predicted model, not a curated record. Gene Ontology annotation, molecular function: histone deacetylase activity.
AUGCCGAAGCGCCUCUUAGAGCGCGAGCGGGACGUGCGGAAGAAGAAGGCUAAGAAGGAUGAGGUGAACGGUGCACCGCGUGUGGAGGAGGAUGCGGCGCGUAAUGUCGUUCCUGCAGCAUCGAUGAAGCGUCUGGAGGCGUUCGUGCAGCGGUGGAUGUCGGAGGCGAACAACGUGCAGCUCCCACCGCCGUCUUCGAUGCCGGUGACCGCCCCACUUCCAACUAUUCUCGAUAUGAUGAUGCCGCCGGCCACAUCUCUUCAUCCUGUUACUACGGCUUCUGCUUCUCUAGCUGCUGCUGCUGCAGCCAACCCAGUGCGCAUGAAUGGGGUGCUUGCAGCCCGGCAGGUGGCGGAGGGAACAGGCGUGGUGUUUGAUGACGUGAUGCUGCUGCAUGAGUCGACAAACCCCAAUGAAUACGAGCGUCCUGGGCGACUCAAGCGUACGGUGGAGCACCUUCGCGCGACUGGACUCAUGUCGUGCUGCCGCCGCAUCCCACGCCAUGUCGCACGCACAAAGGAACUCCGUCUCGUGCACUCUCUCGAGCACAUUGACUACAUUGACCAACUGGAGUUCGUCGCCUCGCUGCAAAAGCCUGGCUGUGACUACAGCGUCGGGCAGGAUCUCUACGCCAACACCAGUACGUCCAAGGCGGCCCGAACGGCGGCCGGAUGUGUUGUUGCGGCGGCGCUGAGUGUCGUGCGCGGUGAAGUGGGAAACGCCUUUGCGCUGGUGCGGCCGCCCGGGCAUCACGCCAGCUCUAACACCGCGUCCGGCUUCUGCUUCUUCAACAACGUGGNGCCUUUGCGCUGGUGCGGCCGCCCGGGCAUCACGCCAGCUCUAACACCGCGUCCGGCUUCUGCUUCUUCAACAACGUGGCGGUAG